AUGGCCGACAAGAACGAAAUCCCAGAGAAGGUCGCGACAGAGUCAGAGGCCUCGGAGCCAGGAAACCUCAUCAACGCCUCCGGCCAUGCCCAAGAGUUGUCACGAAACUUCAGUCUCGUGUCUCUUGCUGGUGUCGGGCUCGUUGUUGGCAAUGUCUGGCCAGCUAUCGGAGGAUCGAUUCUGGUGGCCAUCUUCAACGGCGGUCCACCUGGCGUGCUCUACGAAUUCCUCGUCGUUUCCGUCUUCUACUGGAUCGUGGCGGCAUGCAUAGCCGAACUUGCAUCUGCGAUUCCAUCUUCCGCCGGCGUCUAUCACUGGGCUUCGGUCACUCCAGGAAAACGAUGGGGCCGCGUCGUGGGAUUCUUUGCCGGAUGGUGGAAUUGUCUGGCGUGGAUCCUGGGUGCCGCGUCGAUGACAUCUAUCUUUUCUAAUACAGUCGUUCAAAUGUAUGCCCUGAAGCACCCAGACUUCGUGUCUCAGCCGUGGCACGUGUUUGUCACCUAUAUCAUUGUCACCUGGAUCGCCUGCCCCAUCGUGUGCCUCUUCAACUCGGCCAUGCCGCAUCUGAACAAAGCGGGUAUCUUCUUCAUUCUCGCCGGCUUCCUAAUUACCAUUAUCGUGGUGACCGUUAUGCCAGGCCGGGACGGCCGACCGGGCCAUGCGUCUUCGUCGUUUGUUUGGACCGAAUGGACUGCCGACAUCGGGUAUCCCAAUGGGUUCGUCUUCGUGGCAGGCAUGCUCAACGGCGCGUUCAGCGUGGGCACGCCAGACACCACAAGUCAUCUUGCGGAGGAAAUCCCCUACCCUCAGCGGAACGUGCCCAUCGCGAUCGCGUGCCAGAUGAGCAUCGGCUUCAUCACCGGAUUUGCCUACCUGAUUGCGAUCCUGUACGCCAUCAACGACUACGACGCGCUGUUCAGCUCCCCCUAUCCGAUCGCCGAGAUCUACCGUCAAGCCACCGGGUCGGCCAACGGCGCCAUCGGCCUCCUGACGCUCGUCCUCAUCUGCAUCGGUAUCUGCGUGUGCGGCCUCUACAUUACGUGUGGGCGGACACUGUGGGCUCUGUCACGCGACGGGGCCACGCCCUUCCCCAAGGUCUUGGGCAAGGUGUCGCAGAGACUCGGCAUGCCGUUCAACGCGACCAUCGUCUCGGCCAUCUUGGUCACAAUCCUCGGAGCCAUCUACGUGGGCAGCACCACCGCCUUCAAUGCCUUUGUCGGGUCUUUCGUCCUGCUGUCGAGCUCCUCCUACAUCGCCGCGAUCCUGCCCCACCUCCUGACCAAGCGGCGUAACAUCGAAGUCUACGGCCCCUUCCACCUCAAAGGGGCGCUAGGCUUCGUCUUCAACUUCAUCGCGUGCGCGUACAUGAUGGUCUGGUUCGUCAUCUACUGCUUUCCCUACUACCUCCCGACGAGCGCGCAGACCAUGAACUACGCGUGCCUGAUCUGGGGUGGCUUCACCAUCUUCGUCGCCGCCUGGUGGUUCCUGGGCGCGCGCAGAGGAUACCAGGGCCCGCCCAUGAUCACCGACGGCGGGAAGGUCAACUUGGCCGACACACUGAAGAAGGUGGACGUUCAGGCCGUGAGGAAAAACAGCCUCAAGGGUGUCUAG
Fonsecaea erecta is the source of this 1611-nucleotide messenger RNA. RefSeq lists its product as hypothetical. NCBI's taxonomy places the organism in Eukaryota, Fungi, Ascomycota, Eurotiomycetes, Chaetothyriales, Herpotrichiellaceae. The record is from RefSeq and is a predicted model, not a curated record. Gene Ontology annotation, cellular component: membrane. The coding region runs from base 1 to 1611 and encodes 536 amino acids. Gene Ontology annotation, biological process: amino acid transport; transmembrane transport. Gene Ontology annotation, molecular function: transmembrane transporter activity. The transcript has 8 exons.